This is a messenger RNA of Diplodia corticola, 2214 nucleotides long. RefSeq names its product peptidoglycan binding domain containing protein. Lineage: Eukaryota; Fungi; Ascomycota; Dothideomycetes; Botryosphaeriales; Botryosphaeriaceae. The transcript has 4 exons. The record is from RefSeq and is a predicted model, not a curated record. Bases 1 to 2214 code for a protein of 737 amino acids.
AUGCCCGGAACACAGAAGAAGCGCCUCAUCGUGUGCUGCGAUGGCACCUGGCAAGCUUCAGACAAGACUUACGGCACCAGUCCCUCCAACAUUGCCAAGCUCAGCCGCAUGAUCGCCCGCGAGGAUGGAAAUAUCCCACAAGUGGUCUACUACCAGUCUGGGGUGGGAACUGGAUCAUGGGGGUUGAUGGACAUUGGCAUUGCAGGCAGUGUCGGCAUUGGACUGUCGGAGAACGUCUCGUCAGCAUAUCACUAUCUGUCGACCAACUUCAACGAUGGCCAAAGCGCCAAUGAUGAGAUCUUCAUAUUUGGAUUCUCCCGUGGAGCUUACACUGCCCGCGCGCUCAGUGGACUGGUGACUGAGAUGGGACUCCUCAAACCCCAGUAUUUGGACAAGUUUCCCCGGGCCUUUGAAAUCUACAAGAGGCUCAGCAGCAAGGCGGCAAACAGAACCGACAACUUCCUGAAAUGGAAGGAUUACUUUGUCGGAGGUCUGUCUGCGUCGGACAGGAAUUUCUGGCAUGACCUCACGAACAAAAAAAUGUACAGGGACGUGAAGGUCAAGGUAGUCGGUGUCUGGGAUACGGUUGGUGCGCUCGGGAUUCCCGAGAGUUUCUUGUCCACCAUGCUUCCCGGGUUCAAUAAACGCUUCCAGUUCCACAGCACCGGCCUGAAUAUCAAAAUCGAAAACGCCUUCCAAGCCCUGGCGCUUGACGAGCAUCGUGGUGCAUUUCCGCCAACUUUGUGGUAUCUGCCCAAGUAUCUCCUUCGCCGGGCCGACUGCCCGAACCUCAAACAGUGCUGGUUUCCGGGCUACCACGAAUCCAUCGGGGGUGGGGGCGUCAAAGUCCAGUCCAUGCUUUCAGACUGGUUCCCCCACAUCAUGAACUGGAUCAUGCCCGACACUUCGCAGAUCCACGAGGUCACGCUCGCUUGGAUGUGCGACCAAGUCAACGGCCUUCUCAAAUUCGACGAUGAUGCCGUGCGAGACAUGCUCCUCAGGAACGGCGAAGCCCGAGGCGACUGGGCCGCCUGCAAAGAGACCGACAUGCUCAAGUACCUGAAAGUCUUCAACCUGAACUCGUUCGGUGGGUCCCGCACCAGGACUCCCGGCCGCUAUUUCGAAGAGCAGACCAACGAAACCAUCCACCCGUCCGUGUACUUCCGCACGAGCGAGGUCAAACGUCUCCACUACUCGGCCAGGCCGCUUCGCGAGCGCUUCGUCUGGGCCUACUGCGCCUGGCUCCCGCAAUUCCACGUCAACUUCGCGACACCCGUUUGGGCCCUGGGCACGGUAUUCCGCUUCCUAGGCACGGUGCUCUUCUACCUGGGAGCGCCGGUCCGGGCCUUCACGCCCUCGCUCUGGGAGGUCGCCGUGGAUCUCUGGGACAUGGGCGGCGACCUCGUGCACAUGGCGGCGGCGACGGUCGCCCAUCUCGGCCGCCUCGCGCAGAUGUUUCCCUUCGCGUUUUGCUACCUCGACGAGCCGCUCUGGCGGUGGCAGCAGCGCUCGACGGACCCGGACAAGCCCGACGGCGCGAGCUGGGUCCGCCGCAACGUCCCGUGCUCGGUGUUCCUGCAGAACGGCCAGGAAGAGGUGCGCAUCCAGGAGUGGGUCGUGCGGGCGUCGCCGGACCACAAGUUCAACUUCGAGAAGGACGUCAUGCCGGAGAAGGUGUGGGACAGGCUGGGCGCGAGGAACCGCAAGUCCAUCCGCCACGCCGAGAAGUCGCCCGACUACCGCAUGCAGUUCUGGACCAGGACCGACUGGGAGCACCGCGACGACCAGCCCAAGCUGUCUCACGGGCCCGUCCACCAACAGGUCACGAUUCCGCACCCCAUCCACGCCCUGCACGACACGAUCCACCACGCGUUCGGCGACGCCCGCAGAGUCCACGAGACGGCCCACAGGAUCGACGAGAGCGUCCACGAUAAUCUGCAGAGUCUCCCCCAUAGGAUCCAGGAUGCGCUCGAUAACAAGACGGAUCUCAUACACAACAGGCUUCAUGGGGUUGAGGGCGCGGUCCUUGGUGCUGUCGACAAAGCGCAUGAUGGAGUCGAAGGCUUCCAUGACCGUGCGCAUAAAAGGCUCGACGACCUGCAUGACCAGCACGAACAGGCUCGCCUUGAUAAAAAGAACAAGAAGCACCUGGACAAGAAAGGACGGGACAUGGAUGAUGGGUUGCACUAUGGUGGAGCGGUUCAGGGUGUCUGA